Molecule: messenger RNA, 7010 nt
Organism: Oxyura jamaicensis (ruddy duck)
Lineage: Eukaryota; Metazoa; Chordata; Aves; Anseriformes; Anatidae
Gene: PPM1K
Product: protein phosphatase, Mg2+/Mn2+ dependent 1K
Exons: 8
Coding region: 385-1500 (371 amino acids)
Biological process (GO): protein dephosphorylation
Molecular function (GO): cation binding; protein serine/threonine phosphatase activity
Source: RefSeq, a predicted model, not a curated record
GGCACUUAAAGGACACCAAAGCGACACGGUUUCUCCCUUCCCGUCCUUUUUCUGUUCGGAUCUCCUUCAGCUGCUCACAGCCCUGCCUGGGCCGGGCGCCCGGCGCUGACAAAGGCGGGGUGUGGGCGGCGGAGAGGCUCGGCCGCCGCCGCCACCGUCAUUGGGGCCGACGAGGGGUCGGGCUGAGGGGGGCCGGGCUGCUGGGCCCGGCGGCCUCGGGAAAGGCGGUCGGGAGCAGCACCCUGCGUCCGGAGGUGUCUGGGGGAAGCGUCGCUCGUCGCCGCCGGCAGCCGGGCACGGGAGGAGGAGGAGAGCGGCAUUCCAGCCGCUGUCUUUUAUUGCUGAACGUUUGUUCGUUCCUACGAUUCUCUGUGAAGACAAGUUAUGUCAACAGCUGCUUUAAUCCAUUUGGUAAGAAACGGAGGGUAUCAAGUACGGAGAGUCCUGCUGACGUCCCGCCUCUUGCAAGACGAGAAGUGUCCAAUAGUUGAGUGCUACAGUUCCACCUCUGAACGCCGUGCGUCCCGCUUUGAUCCAGACGGGAGUGGGCGACCCGCCACAUGGGACACCUUUGGCAUCUGGGACAAUCGCAUUGACGAACCUAUUCUCCUCCCACCAAGCAUAAAGUAUGGGACGCCAAUUCCCAAAGUCAGCCUGAGCAACGUGGGCUGUGCUAGCCAUAUUGGGAAGCGGAAGGAAAACGAGGACCGCUUUGAUUAUGCUCAGCUGACAGAGGAUGUCCUGUACUUUGCAGUUUACGAUGGACAUGGCGGGGCGGCAGCAGCAGACUUCUGUGCUAAGAACAUGGAAAAAUAUAUCAAAGAAUUUCUUGCUCAGGAGGAAAACUUGGAAAACGUUUUGAACAAUGCUUUUCUAGAAAUAAACAAUGCAUAUGAAAAGCAUGCUCAUCUGUCUGCUGAUGCAACUCUGAUGAACUCUGGGACCACUGCGACAGUAGCCCUGCUCCAGGAUGGUAUUCAGUUGGUUGUGGCAAGUGUGGGAGACAGCCGUGCCCUGCUGUGUCGAAAAGGAAAGGCUAUGAAACUCACUAUUGACCAUACGCCAGAAAGGAAGGAGGAGAAGGAAAGGAUUAGGAAGUCUGGUGGCUUCGUUGCCUGGAACAGUCUGGGACAACCACACGUGAAUGGCAGACUUGCAAUGACGCGGAGCAUAGGAGAUUUGGAUCUUAAGAACAGUGGCGUGAUAGCCCAGCCAGAAACAAAAAGGGUUCAGUUGCAUCAUGCAGAUGACAGCUUCCUGGUCCUUACUACAGAUGGUAUUAACUUCAUGGUGAACAGUCAGGAGAUCUGUGACUUCAUUAACCAAUGUCCCGAUCCUGCUGAAGCUGCCCAUGUUGUUACUGAGCAGGCAAUGCAAUUUGGCACUGAGGACAACAGCACAGUUGUCAUAGUGCCUUUUGGAGCAUGGGGAAAGUAUAAAAACGGCGAGAUCAACUUCUCCUUCAGCCGCAGUUUUGCCUCCAGUGGGAGGUGGGCAUGAAGUCCUGCCACAGCUAUCUUUUCCUGCAAUAAUCAGGACACAGUGUGCUACAAGAGAGCACAUCCAUCUGUUCAAAUGCUGGCUCAAUGUCUUGUUCAUCCCUCCUGUUGCCAGUGUUACGGAAGAUGCCACCGCUCCCUCGGUGCGUAAAUGCCCCAUUACUGCUUGCAGUUGAUUGCAUUUUACUGUACUCGUUUAUUCAGAUCGGCAUUGAGGCAGCUAUUUCUUUGGAUUUGUAGUCCCAGCAGCUCUUCACACCACUUGGUUCACAUAGACAAGUCUCUAGGCCUCCACCUGAGGCUGAAGCUAUCACACAUUUGUUUCAUAUCAACCUGUAUUACCUAGGACUCUUAGUUACCUGGCAGCUGUGAAAGUCUGAGACUGAGCCAUGUGCCAUCUUCUUUGUACGUUAAUCCACAGGGGAACAAGCGCACAGUUUUCCUAGCAAUAAAAAAAGAGAUUGUGUUGUUUUCCUCUGCCAUGCAGCCACCCAAAACUCUCCGUGUUUCCCGGAGAAGCAGGUGAAAUACAAAGGGGAAGUUUCAGAAGCAAUUAGCCUGUGGUUAUAUUCCGGUGCCAGUGGCAUUCAGUGUACCUGAACAACAUCCUAAGACAGUGCUGCUGUGCAGGCCUUCAGGCUGUCACUGCUGUUAUCUGUCAUCCUUCAUCUCCCAAGAUACAGAGCAGGCUAGAGCCAUGUGCUGUUGGGCGGAGAGGAAUGUCUCUCCAUUGGGUCCAAAGGCUGUACUAUCUCUGUGGACCAUGCAGCAGCCCCUUGACUUUGGUGUGCCAGUGGCUUAACAGAAACAUGUAGGAGGGAAAAAGCAGCACAUUUUUUGAACUGCUGAGACUCCCAUCAAUAUCAAUGUCUUUUUUUUUUUUUCUCCCUAAGAAAAAAGAAACAUUUCAAAGAGUUUUUUAUUCAAGGUUCUUUGGAUGUCUAAGAAAGGAGUUUGUUUAUUAUUUCUUCAUAAAUAUAUGAGCAUUUUUCUGCUCACUGCUGAAGUUUUUUUUCAGUUAGUCGGGAUGUCCUGGGUCUCCUCAUGGUAUACAGAGAGAUGUAAAAUGCUGAAAGCAAGAAAGUUAGAGAAAUGAGUGAGCAUUUUAAUAAUGUACAGUAAUUUUUGUAAGUUUGGGGGUUUUGUUUCUAGCGGGUGUCAGAUACUGGGACACCAAAAGGUAAUUUAGGAAGUGUAAAGGAAGUGUACCUACUUCCCUUUCUGCUGGGACUCUGUGUCCAGCAAGGUACCAAUGGCCAGAGCCCUGAGCCAGCUCAGCUCACUGCUGUGACAAGACUGCACGUGACGUGUCAGUGUGUUGGCAGCAGGCGAAGAGCUGUCCUAGCAUGCCUCCAUCAGACCUCAUUCUUCCUCUGCUCCAAAUCAGGCGUGCAGUUCGUGUGGCCUCUGAAUCACCCUGCUGUAAGGAAAUAAGGGCAGAGGAAAAUCAGGCUCUUCCCACAUUUGCAACAGUAGUUUUUAGCUGUUUCCAACCAUGAAAUUUUACAUACCAAACAAACAAGCCAACCAAAAUGAACAGAAGUGAGAGAAAUUGCCUGAUACUAAACCACCUUACAACAAGAAAAAUAUUUCUGAGAUGCCUGGUCCAAUUCUCGUUUUUGAGUGUGACAUAGGCAUCUUCAUUAGUUUUAGCCCUUUCCAGACCCAGGGUUACAGCAUAGACAGUCAUUCCACAUGUUCUUCCUCACCUCUGGCUGCAGACCUAGGAGUAUCCUGCAGAGCUCAGUGUUGUACUGACAGCAUUCAUUCUCUGUGUUAAGUGAGUAUGCUCAUUUUGUCCCAUUGCUUGAUGUAUUAUAUGGUAUAUAUAGUGUCAAUAUUUGGUUCAUAAGUAUAAAGAACUCAUGAAUCAUUAUUUGUAAAUCUCUAUUGUAUUUGUUGCUGUUGCCCAGGCAUCUUGAAUGAGUGUGUCAUUGGUUUACAUUUAUAAUUCAUUCUCUCUCCCCAGAAUUGCCCCAGAACUGGGGUUCAGUCUUCACCUGAUAUCAACAUGCUUGAUCCUGUGCUCAGCCUUGUUUACUUGAGGCAAUAGGUCACUUUUGAUUGAGAACUUAUAGUUCCCAGCCUGUGGUAGGUUUGAAAAUUGCCUCAGCCUGUUUGUAGCAAGAGACAAGCCUCUUCUGAUCCUGAGCGCUUGCACAGAGGAAACACUUAACAGAAGUUUGGAGAGCUGUGCUGGCAAUGUGGUUAUGACCCAUUUUGCACUGCAACCUGAAUAGGUGACUCCCACUGAGAAACUGCGCUGCUGAAAUAGCAACUGUGAUAGCUCUCAGCUAAGGGUUAACCACACAGUUAACCAGCUUUCUCUGGGCAGAGGAAGGGUUAGAGUCAGCUCUGCAGAGGGAGUUGCUGUGGGAGCAGAUUUGGUAUCAAGUGUUGGACAGGCAUGAGCAGCAGCGUCAGGAUUUGGACAAGCCCCGUCAACACAUUCAGUGCCAAAUGCCACUAUCCAGACAGAAGAUAUCAAAGGCACUGGGGGUGUUUGUGACAAGUGCAUGUUUGUUUUUUUGAGCAGUACUGAAUAUUCAUCAAGCUGAAUGCAUAGUAUCAAAUGCAGGCUGGUAAUGAGUAACACUGCAAAUGAAGAGCAGGUGCUUUGAGGGAUGGCCUGGCAGUUAAAAUAACUUCCAAGCAUCGGCCUAUAUGUAAAAUGAAAUCAUUUUUAUACUAAGUGGAGAUUUGGGGGUAUUUUUUUGCUUUAUCCCUAUCUGGUAGAAAAUUUCAUAGAUAAUGGAAGUUGUUGGGCACUUUUAUUUCCUCUAACAGACUGGUUGUCAUCACAGAGGAAAGAUCCAUCCAUAACUGCUUCUGUAUUAUAGAAAGGAAGGGAUAAGGCAAAGCUUUCCAAAAUAGGAGGUAAUGAGAUAUUACUGCCUUUAUACAAUCACAGGAAAACUUUGGUUACAAAGGAAUUUUCAGUGUCAUCUAGUGCAGCCUUGUGCUCAAAGCAGAGCUAACUUCAGAGUUAUAUCCUGCUGCAAAGGGGCAUCUCUCGACACUGAAAUGUAGUGACUGAAAGCAGAUGGGAAUACAGAUUUUAGCAUGCAGUGCAAUCUACCUGUUGAACCACUAAAACACAUUGAAGUCGAAAGCUUACCAGUAUGUGAAAAACAACAGGCACUUUGUAUAGCUACCAGUGAAUUUCACAAAUCAAUUAGCACAUAUAUCUAACAGAUACUAGCUGUUUUGCUCUACACAAAAGUUAAUGAGCAAUUGACAAAAGAUUACAAAGAUGCAUUUCUUAUGCACAAGUUAUUCCUUGCCUGUUCCCUCUAGUUUUCUGCAUCUAAUUCUGAAGUAAACAAACUACCAAUUAAGAUGAAACUCUUUGCCAAGUGGCACAGUAGUCUUCCCAUUCCUCUCUCCAUUAAGCACAGAGGCACCUUCACACUGUUUUUUGGGGAUUUCUGACUUCAUGCUGUGCACUGCCAGACUCUUAAGUGCCAGUCAGAAGCUCCACUACCAGGAUCUUUCUCCUCAACACCAGCCUUGCCUUUUCCAGCAGCCACGACAGUAAACUCCCUUAGGAUUUAAAUGGCUACUGUGCCAAACCUUUUUUUUUUUUUUUUUUCUCCCUCUCUCUCCAUGGAAAUCAGGCAAAACCUGCAGUGUCCUGGGUGAUGGGUUCUUCAGUCAUCUGACACUUUUUACUGAAGAGUCCCAGCAUUUCCAUUUUAGUUUUGGGGCUGUUUGGGCACCAAUAGCACAUAAACGGAGUGGGCUUCACCAAUGCCUUGCAUGGACUAUGAAAGUUGGAAGAAUAAAGUUGUGUCACGGUAAAAACUAUCUUGUCGUUGUGGUACCAGGGGAUCAAAUUAGCAGCACCCUGGAUAAUACCCAGCAAAACAACCUAUCAGCACAGGGUCCCCCACCUGAGAUAUGUACUGAUCUGCUCUAAUGAAGGUGUGCUUGUAUUUUUAUUUUUUUUUUCCUCCCUAGUCAGCAGGCCUCCUGCUGCUUACAGCAGCUCUACAAGUGAUCAGAUUGAAGCCAGAAGAACACACAAAAUUAUCUUGCCUAGUAGAGGGUUCCUUUUAUCCUGAGGGAAUAAAAGCUAAUUGUCUACAACAAAAAGCUAAUUAUCUACUGUCUACAACUGUAGUUGCCUAUCAAAGGGGUUUAUUAUUGCAGGAUCUACUUGUAUCUUAAAUUUUGAAUGAAAUUCAACAGAAUCUCAAUUUCCUCUCUAGCUGUCUUUCAACUGUUGUAUCAAUGAAAAGAAUUAUUUUUUUCUUAAAUUAUAAACUCAACUGAACAUUAAAGGUUACCUACUAAGCAAACCACAGCAAGUUGAUUUUUUUUUCCCUGCCUUUUUUUGAGCUGGAUUCUGAACUCCGUAAGAUCUAUCUAGUAAGCAAUAUUUUCUUGCCUGAACACUCCUCCUGGAACAACACUACUUCUCUAAAUUACAGGUACUGCUGGAGGGUGGGCUGCUGGUAUGGAAAGGCAAAAAAUGUUAUCCAGCUUGUUACUUGUUUUUAUUGUGAAGACUUGGAAGGCACAGGAGGCCUGUUGCUGGAAGAUUUACUGGGAGAGCUGUUUAGACUGCAACUGGAGUUGCAGCCUGGUCUCUCCACCACCCAGGAAGUGGGGUUUCAUGCUUCAUAGGGGGAACUCACUACGGUAGAACCUCAUUUGCAGCCACGAUAGAGAGCAGGUCUGUCUGGAAGGUGAUGGUAGUGCAAGAAAUAGAAAUCAGGGUGAGCUAUAACAGCUUGUUUAAUACAGUGCCCUCUUAACGUCUAGUCCCGUUUUGUUUGAAAAGCUCAGGGUUGGUGAAUAACCAUGAAGCAUUGUUAGUGGUUGAGAGUGGGGAUGUGAGAGAAAUUAGACAUGUUACUGCUUUUUCCGUAUUUGGGGAAAUGAAAAUUCUGAGGAUCUGAGACUCACCACAGGAUUCUGCACAAAUUGGGUUAUCAGCUGACCUUUUCUGUCUCAGCAGGCAUAUGUGCUGUGGUCAAAGGCAUUGGGGUUUCUAGCUAAGGCAGUAACACAAAACUUAAUUUAAAUUUAUAAUAUUAACUUCUGUGAAGUAAGAUCACUUAUGCAGUUAUAGGUACAUUGAUCACUUACCCAACGAGACGAACAUACAUUGUAGCAACUCCCCUGCUUGGUUCUGAAGCUGCUGUUCUCAAUGCACAAAUACCUAUUGGAGUUCCCCCUUUACCCAGCAUAUAAAAUGCUUGGGCAGUGGCGUGUCAUGACUUCUACAGACAAGUACAAUUGCAUAUGUUCAUUUCACAGUCUGCCUUAGGACUGUCUGUAAUUCCCAAGGUUUGAUGUUUAUGUUUGGUGUAAUCGUCCAUAAUUAAUCUAUUUCUUCAUUUUAUUGUAAUAUUAAUUUUCCUUCCCCAACCUCCCUCAUUAUUUGAUUUUUUUUAAACAACAUCUGUUGUGACUCAUAUACUCAAAUGUACAGUGGGGCAGAUAAGGCUGUACUGAAAUGCUUGAAAAAGAUCUUUAAAUAAAUAAUUGGCUUCUAGAGUUGUA